Ustilago hordei is the source of this 1215-nucleotide messenger RNA. RefSeq lists its product as uncharacterized. Lineage: Eukaryota; Fungi; Basidiomycota; Ustilaginomycetes; Ustilaginales; Ustilaginaceae. The coding region runs from base 1 to 1215 and encodes 404 amino acids. The record is from RefSeq and is a predicted model, not a curated record. The transcript has a single exon.
AUGUGGCUCCGACCUCUUUCCACGAUCCUCCUUUCUUCCCUCUUCCUCUUCGCAUCAGUAUGUGCUGCAGAAAAAGUCGCCGUGGCUUUUGUCGAUGUCAAGUUUGACGACAAGGCUGCCAUUUGGUCUCUGAUGCUCGACCCGAGAUACGAUAAAGUGAUCGCUAUCACUGAAGGAAUCAAUGGACACGAAAAAGCGGCACAAGAGCUCCAAGAUUAUCUUGGCCGCCAAAAUAACAUCGCCAACGUCCGCGUCGACCUUGGAAAGCUCAGGAUGUUCAGUGGCUCGAAUGUGUUGGGCGAGUCUCCCGGACACGAGAGUUGGUGGAAUACGAUUAAUGGAAUAUCUGUAGCCCCUGCACAGGCAAAGGCUCUUCGAGGAGAACUGAAUGGAAAUCAAGUCAGGAUCUUCCAGCUUGCACCGACCACCAUGGCCGAUGUUCAAAUGGUCAUCAGCUCAGCCGAUCCUGGUUCGAUUGAGAGCUACAUGCUUCUGCAUGGUUACAACAGCAGGCAAGAGGAUAUGAGAAGGCAACAACUGUUCCUUCAAAACCUACGUUCAUGGGUGAUCCAGAAAAACCCUAGCGCUCAGGUGAUCUUUACUUCAUCGAUGGACAGCUAUGCCGCUAAGGACGGUGGCAAGCAGCCAUUGACAGCCAUCAAGCACAUCUUCCCUCAGUAUGACCUCGAGCAGGCUGUUAACGAUCACUUCUGGGCUCGACAGUUGAUAAAAGCCCAUGAAGCCGGACACAUCGAGAAAUUUCCGGUCGGAAAUGAGAGUAAUCUGGAAGAGAAGAUUCGCGAGGCAAGGAUGAGCCCAGAGCGAAACGAGCAGUUUCGCGCCUCUGUCAGAGACUAUAUUACGCAAGUGCUUGGCGAAUACGCGGAUAAGGACGUGGAAAGCAAAACGCUGCUCAAACGACUUAAGUACACGCUUCUCCCCGAGUUCACGGCAUCCACAACGCUUGAGCUUGCCGACGCAAAUCAUGUGGCUGCCUUUCACCGCUAUAUGGACAAUUUGCAGCGGCAUGGCAACGGCCAUGACUCUGGCUUUCACACUGUCCCAGUGUAUUACCCGGACGGAGAUCAUCCUGAGAAUGCCGCCGUUCCUUUUCAGCCUACGACCGGGGAGAAAUUCCACGGGGUCCUGCUCAAAGGGGCAAAUCGUGACCUCGAUCUCGGCUACAUCAAGCAACUCGCUAGUCUUACUCAUUGA